AUGACGGUGAGUGCCACGUGGUCGGAUUACUGCGGAGAGCACAAAGUGCCAUUCGGAAUGGAAGUGCACAAGAACGGAGUGGUUAACAUUCUCUGCUCACGGCCCAAUUGCCACGAGAAGAAAUAUGCGGUGAGUACGAAUCGAAUAUAGAAUAGCAGCAAUCGUUUCGAGUCUUCAGGAAUGCCCUGAACGUGCCACUUCUUCAUCCUGCUCCACAAACUCUUCGUGGGUGGGCGGAGUCUCUCAGCGUUCCGACGGAGUCUUGCAGCUCAUGUGCUGUGAGUACGAUCUCCUGCCAACAUAUUCCACCAUCCAGUAUCAAAACGUAAGCUUUUCUGCCGAUUUCAUAUCGCAAAUGCUUUCCUCUUUCAGCUGACCAUCAAGCCGGGAGAGUACUUUGAAGGAGACGAACAAAUGGACGGAGACGCGGUGAUAGCCUUCGAUCUCAUCGGAGACAUUCGGCAGAUUAAGCAGCCUAACGGGUGAGAUUCUGAACGCGUCCAAAGUUUGUCUGAACUGAAUACUUGCAGAAACUAUUCGUACAACCUGCUCGUCUACCGUUACCACUGCGGUAACAUUCCAGACACCCCGCCAGCCUGGUACAGGCAAAAUCAGUGGCCGUAUUGGAAGUGAAACUACCGUGACUUUUCUAUUGUUAAAUCUCUAGUCCUAUUUCUGUAUUCAUAAUCUAAUUUAUUGUUCAGCGGGUAUUGCCGGGUUCAUAUUUUGUAUUUUGUUGCCUUUUCUAGUCGGUCAUAAAACUUUGAAUUUUUUAUGGACCACAGUCUCGUGUGUCCCAAAGUCAAUCGCAAAUAUGACGGUAUCAAGUGCGUCAUAAUUGGAACGAACUCAUGGGGAACCUGCAGAAAAAGUAAAAGAAGGAACAUCCUGAUAAUUUUAUUUCGUUGUCUGUCGGAUGCCACGUGCUUUUCACUUUUCAGGCCUGAACGGGUACAUAUAGGAGCGGAAUUCAGGUGCAUUUCGACUCCGAAAACCGCAUAUUCUCAACGAUAUGAAAGAUUUCGAUUACCAAAAUGUUGCUGGCUCACUUUUGAAGAAGAACUAGGACAACGUUUUUAUUUUGCUGUUUCAGAAUUGUAGAGCUAGUUUCACACUCAUGAUUUUGCAUGUCUAAUAAAAUGCGGUGUACACUGACGUCUGCACAUAAAUUUCACGCCAGGUCUUUGCUGACGCGUUUUUCGAAUGAGGCAAAAAUGCGCGCGAGAGUUUGUUCAAACAAAGUCGUGAGUGGUGACACAUUUCCAACGAAUACUCUCCAUUUUUGAGGCUACCCCGAAUCAGAACUGUCCCCGAUCAGAACCGGUCAAAACAAGACUUCGUGUAACAAGAACCAUCUGCCGAUCGGUUCUGAUUCGGCACAGUUCUGAUACGGGGUAGCCUCUCAUUCUUGUGGCUCCCCUGUAUAAUUCAUAUUAUUUUUUGUUCCCCACCACUUCCAUUAUAUUUCAGGCACCGCUACGAUGUUUGAGGCCAAGCUCGCCAACGCCGGACUUCUCAAGAAGAUCGUCGAAUCCAUCAAGGUAGAAAUACAACUUUUCUUCAUUACUACGUUCCUUCUCUACAGGAUCUCGUGACGGAUGCCCCCUUCGACUGCUCCGAGACGGCCAUGAGCCUGCAGGCAAUGGAUUCCUCCCAUGUCGCCCUCGUUUCGCUGAAAUUGGAGGUAGACGCUCUUUUCAAGAUGUGUUUCUGUAUUCCAAACUCUUUCCAGGUUGGCCUCUUCGACACGUACCGAUGCGACCGUACCAUCAAUCUCGGACUUUCCCUGGCCAACAUGUCGAAGGCUUUGAAAUGCGCCAACAACGAUGACACUUGCAUGUUGAAGGUACCGAGCAAAGCUAUAAACAACCAAAAUAAGUGUUCAACUUUCAGUACGAAGAGAACGAUGGAGACUCGAUUGUUUUUACGUUCGCAGAUCCGAAGCGCGAUAAGACUCAGGAUGUGACUGUCAAAAUGAUGGAUAUUGACAGCGAGCACCUUGGAAUUCCAGAUCAGGACUACGCCGUCGUCUGUGAGAUGCCAGCUGGAGAGUUUCAGAAGACUUGCAAGGAUCUGUCCACGUUCAGUGAUUCGAUCAAUAUCACCGCCACCAAGGCAGGAAUCGUGUUCACCGGGAAGGGAGACAUCGGAACUUCCGUCGUCACUUACUCGCCGUCCUCCAACAGUGACGAUGAGAGCGACACCGUCUCCCUGCAGGUGAAUGAGCCGGUCAACGUGAACUUCUCUAUCAAGUACAUGAACCAAUUCACCAAAGCCACGGCACUCUCCGAUCGCGUCCGUCUGUCGCUCUGCAACGAAGUUCCGGUCGUCGUCGAGUACCCGAUUGAGGAAAAUGGAUAUCUCCGAUUCUACCUGGCUCCGAAGAUUGAUGACGAGGAGAACAUGGACUAA
Messenger RNA from Caenorhabditis sp. 36 PRJEB53466, 2412 nucleotides. Lineage: Eukaryota; Metazoa; Nematoda; Chromadorea; Rhabditida; Rhabditidae. The record is from the annotation of a GenBank genome assembly.